AUGUCCGGCAGCUCUGACAACUAUAUGGCGAGCAGCGGGACCACGGAUUUUGGUCGCUUGCUCUCCUCGCAACUCAUUGGCGUGUUAAUCGACUUUCUCUUGAUGGGCGCAUUGUUCCUGCAGAUGAUCGUCUACCGCAUAUGUUUCCCGAAAGACGCGCUUGCGUUCAAGUUGCUUGUGUCUGGACUGCUGCUUCUUAUGCUCAGCCGGCUCUUUCUCCUGGUCUAUGAGACACAGUACUUUUUCGCGGAGGGCUUUGGGGACGGGAUGCGCCUCGCGGGACAGAGCCGCCGCCAGUACUCGUAUGCGCUUGCCCCCAUCACGCUCUGUAUCGUCCAGCACUUCUUCGACUCCCGCAUCUUCUCGCUCGACCGCCGUCUAUGGCCGGUCUGUCUACUCAUCAGCUUUCUCUCUCUCUCGCAAUGCGGCGUCGGGUGUGCAGCGUUUGGGAUUGUGUAUGUCGGGUCGCCCGCCUCGUUGCUCAGCAAGCUCGCGCUGGUCACGGACCUCGUGCGCAUGUGGUACAUCCUCGGCAUGGCUACCGCACUUAUCAGCACUGUGACGACCGUGUUUGUUCUCCUCCGCAUGCGCGCCGGCAACUUCAACCGCUCCACCAAGCAAGCCCUCGCGAGCGUUGUCCGUUUUACUGUCGAGUCCAAUGCCGCAUCCGCGGUGGUGGAGAUUGUGUCGCUCGCGCUGCUGCAGGCCUAUCCGAACACGACAUACUAUCUGGGGAGCACCCUGCUCCUUCCGAGCGUGUACACCAAUAUGCUCCUCGCGACGCUCAACUACCGCGCCGUCGUCCGGCAACAGCGGACCGCGGGUUCCGCCACUGCCAUGACGGUCAUGGCAUCCCAGCAGAGCGUGGCGCCGGCGCACGUGAUGGACCUGCCGGCGGUCGCGAAGGUUUCGUCGAGGGACAGUGUCGCUGGCGCGGACCGGCGAACUUCCGGAUCUUCGGGUGUCGCUGACUUGGGGUCGGUACAGCAGAGUCAAGAGCGGUUGGUGGUGAAACGGACGGGAGCGGCGUAA
Mycena indigotica is the source of this 1032-nucleotide messenger RNA. RefSeq lists its product as uncharacterized. The transcript is spliced from 8 exons. The coding region runs from base 1 to 1032 and encodes 343 amino acids. Lineage: Eukaryota; Fungi; Basidiomycota; Agaricomycetes; Agaricales; Mycenaceae. The record is from RefSeq and is a predicted model, not a curated record.